Molecule: messenger RNA, 2246 nt
Organism: Stylophora pistillata
Lineage: Eukaryota; Metazoa; Cnidaria; Anthozoa; Scleractinia; Pocilloporidae
Biological process (GO): G protein-coupled receptor signaling pathway
Cellular component (GO): plasma membrane
Molecular function (GO): G protein-coupled receptor activity
Source: RefSeq, a predicted model, not a curated record
GAGACACAAUAUCGACAAAAAUCUCCGAGAAGGAUGUAAUUGUGACGCAUCAGCGUUCCCCUGGAGUGUUUAAAGGCGAGAGGGAGCGGUUAACUGGCAUACCAAACACAGCACAAGUGCGUUAGCUUACCAAAGUUUUCUAUCAGGCUCGAGGAAUAAUUUGUUCGAUCAAAAUAUACGGUCGCUCGAUCGCCAAGAAGCCGAUACAAGAUAACAAGAACGAAAGUGUAAACUAUAAUACUUACUGAGGUAGGAGAGGGUAGUAAGGUUAAGAUCAAAAAAGGGGAAAGCAGAUGCAGAGUUGUAAAAUUGAAAGGACUUGCUUCAGUAAAAUUGACCCCCUAAGGCGUUUGUGGACAUCAAAGACUGCGGAGCUCAUGUUCGAAAAUAGUUUCUCAAAUAGUUUUUUUUUAUCUCUUCUUCAUAACCCAUAUUGCAAACUCACAAUAAGAAAGAUGAGCUUUCGAGUUGGCGACCACUCUUAUGAAUUUUAAGAGGUGAGCCGGAUUUGUAAACGUUUGAGGCCAUGUUUCAUUGUUUUCCUUGGUUCUAGAAAUCUAAUUUGGUUUGUUAAAAUCUGAUUUGUGUCGUCUAAGCCACCUAAAAAGAAAACCUAAGACUCAUUCCACUUAAAGCCCGUGAAACAGAUCAAUCCGGUCCACGAGAUACCCAGGGAAUCUAUAUUUAAGACGCGCUAACACUAGCUUCUAUAGUCGAAAUCUUGGAGAACUGACCACUCAUAUCCGACGUCGGAUCAAAUUUCAGUCUUAGAGGGGGGGAUUUUUAAGCUUGUAACAAUUUUUCAACCAUGUGUGCUUUACUUAUUUCAUUUCUUGUUUUUUCAGCUCCUACUACUGAUCCUAAGCAGCGCACAGUUUCCUUUAGAUCGCCUUAAACUCAAGCUAACUCAGAAGAUCUUCAUACGUGGUACAGUGUAUUCACUUAAACUCACAGUUGUCUGGCAGAAUUCAAAUUUCAGCGGUAACACGAUGGCUAUCUACAGCAGCAACAAUAAUCACAAUGAAACGAGCCUCGUCGACGAGAUGCCUGUUCCUGCCUGUCACUGCAUCCCCUGGCUUGUCGUUUUCGGCAUUCUAAGUCUGGCCAUAGUCAGCCUUAAUCUCCUCACCAUUAUUAUUUUUGUGAAGCUGCCCCAGCUACAGCGCCGAAGUAUAUACGUCAUCCAUUUAGCAAUAGUGGAUCUCCUACUAGGAAUGGUAGUGGGACCUCUGCUCAUUCUUAAUAACGGAGAUGGGUUUUGUCAUCUGUGGGAGUUAAGAUCUAAACCUCUUUGGUUACUUAAACUAAGAAUAGUUGCAAGCCAUGUGUUUUACCAAGUCUCUCUUCUUAACCUCGCUGUAAUUUCAUUAGAACGACUACAUGCAACAGUUCGUCCUUUGAAGCAUCGUUUAAUCAAGAAACAGGUUUACGGAAUGGUUAUCACUUUCACUUGGUUGGUACCUUUAGCCGUGAACACCUUGGAAAUAGAAUUAGUCUCCUUUUCUGACAAUCACGUCCCUCCACAUCUAAUUCGUUGUUUAUACUUUUUAAUCCUUCUUUCUGUAAUGUGCAUAUGUUAUAUUUCAAUUUAUAUCAAAGUUCGUUGUAGUCGUCAUCCUCAACACCAUGGUGCAACCGGUCUGAGGGAAAGAAAACUGACAAGUACAUUAUUUCUGGUCACCCUUGGAUCAUUGUUGACUUACUUACCAAAGGUGAUCUUCUGGGCUGUGUUUAAUAUUCCGGGGCUAAUUCAUAGUCUUCCCAACGAGAUAACCUUUAAUAUUGCUAUGGUAAUGCUGACAUUUAUGACAUUCAACUCGCUCAUAAAUCCUAUAAUUUACGCCAUACGGAUGCCAGAAUUCAUAGCAGGCAUAAAACAGAUGAUAUUUCGUAAGACUCCAAACCGCUUAACCCCGGUCGAUUUCCCCCUGUAAGACAGUUUAUUGGUUGGUAAUCUUAGGAGAAUUGCCCUAACCGAAGAAACGAAGUGAUAAUUAGUUUUAGUAUGAUUAUCAUUACAACCAUCUUUAUAAAUGAUAUCACUAUCAUUGACUUUUUAUCAAGCCCAGUUAUCUUGCAAAAAUAAGAUGGCUGUAGAAAAGAAUUAAGGUUUAGUCACCCUUCCCGUACCGUUGUCCAUAAAAGUCAGUUAUUAGAUGAGUAUUCAUGUUAAAUCAAAUGUUAUAAGGAGGUUGAAAGGUAAUCCUGUCUAAUAGGUUAGGUACGUAAGCAAGUAAGUAAGUAAA